Messenger RNA from Ceratitis capitata (Mediterranean fruit fly), 1865 nucleotides. Its product is annotated as endoplasmic reticulum lectin 1. The transcript has 5 exons. The record is from RefSeq and is a predicted model, not a curated record. Gene Ontology annotation, cellular component: endoplasmic reticulum lumen. Lineage: Eukaryota; Metazoa; Arthropoda; Insecta; Diptera; Tephritidae. Gene Ontology annotation, biological process: endoplasmic reticulum unfolded protein response; retrograde protein transport, ER to cytosol. The coding region runs from base 104 to 1744 and encodes 546 amino acids.
UAAGGGGACCAUACAGCUGUUUCUGGUAUUUAAAGACACAUCACUCAAUUUUUAGAAAAAGUAAUCCAAUUUCUUAGCAAAUGCAAUUUUCUCGUAAAUUAAUAUGUCGGCUUUUAAAUAUUUGUGCAAUAAGUCCAUUUUAUUAUUAACACUAUGUAUUCUCUCGGUGAGUUUAGUAAAAGGCCAUGAAGGGAAGGAUUUCGAUGACUCAAUCCUAUAUAAAAUCGAUUUUGAAUUACCUGAUUUUGAUAAGGAACCUGAUUUAAAAAAUCAUCUACGAACAUUUUACACUCAUGAUAAUGAAAAAUACGAUUGUGUUAUACCAGUUGUGCAAGAUGCCCAGGAAGAACCAGCUUCCACCGAGCCAGAAUUGUCGCCAUUAACACUACUGCAACCUCUAUUUUCAACACCAAGUUGCUCGUACAGAAUUGAAGCCUAUUGGUCUUAUGAAAUUUGCCAUGGUCAACAUGUACGGCAAUCCCAUGAAGAAAGAGAAGGAAAAAGCGCAAAAUUACAGGAAUACUACUUAGGCAAAUGGUCGGAGCAGAAGACUGAAGAACUAACAAAAGCAUGGGAAAGUGAUCGCAAGGCAGGUUUUAAAUACAAAACAACUAAAAUUGAGAAUACGCGAUAUCCGUAUUUUGAGUUAGAAAUGAGUGAUGGCACCAUGUGUGAUAUCAUAAAUUUGCCACGAACAACGAAUGUCCGUUACGUCUGUUAUCCUCAUGGCAAGAAUGAAAUAUAUUCAUUCAAGGAGACCUCAUCAUGUAACUACGAAGCUAUUAUUCUUACUUCUGUGCUCUGCAUGAUUCCGGCAUUCCACCCCGAAGAAUCAAAAGAGGUCUCUAUAAAAUGUUUUAAUUCGCCUACUGAAACGCAUAAACCCCUUAGCAUGUUGAAACAAGAGCUUGGUGAAAUGCAACUAGCAGAUGAUGAAUUGCCUGUAUCAAAAGAUGCAAGCACAGCCGCAAUGGCCUUAGCACGUUCAGCGGCGGCUGUCGAACGCUUAUCUUUCUUCAAUAAAAUUGGUACAGACGUUGAUAGAUUAGUUCUUGAAUUAAUGAUAGGCGCUGGAGUUGAAGUACCUGUGGCGCCAGUAGGUGAAUCAGAAGUUGUGCCAAAUAUACCUAAGGCGCCCAUCACAGAUCUAAUACCAAUUAAAGAGUUCAUUUCUGGGAAUAAUUGCUUAACUGGGGGCACAGGUUGGUGGAAAUAUGAAUUCUGUUAUGGGCGACAUGUGCGGCAGUUCCAUAUUGAUAAAAAAGCGGAAACAGAACUAAUUUUAGGUGAAUUCUCUGAAAAUUCACAUCGCCAGUGGUUGGAUAGGAAUUUAGAUAAAAUGCCAAAACGUGGUGGGUACUCCACAGCGCUUUGGCACCACUAUGAUCGUGGUUCAGUGUGUGAGCGUACGGGCUCUGAACGCGAGGUAGAUGUCAAGCUAAUGUGCACCCCAGUUAGUAGUAGUACGAGUGCAGUGUCUAUUUAUUUGUUGGAGCCUAAAACAUGCCAAUAUAUUUUGGUAGUGGAAUCACCGAUCGUGUGCGACCUCAUGCAGCUAGCGGAUGAGUACGGUUUGGUGCACAAAGAAACCAUACAACAAAUGAUUGAAAAGAAUACAUUGUCAAAUGUAGAAACCGCAAAAGACCAAAGUUCAUCACAACCCGAAAGCGCAACGGAACCAAAACCAAAUGAAGAAAGUAAUGCAUUGAAUGAAGCUGUCAUUCAACACGAUAUACUUGCAUGAAAAGUUAAACUUAAUUUGUAAUAAUAAUCAUCUCGUACUCUUGUAAGUGAUUUGCAAAACUAUUUUCAGUACCACUACAAUGCUUGUGUGCUGCUUAAUAAAUUUAAAUUUUUAAUGAAAA